AUGGAUUCUGUUUGGAAGAACAUAAGCUUAACGUUACUGAUGACGUGUUUUGUCUUCCAGACAAAGUUUUCAAGUGUUCAGACCCGUAAGUAUUAGAUUAAGCUGAAAUCAGGUUACUCGUCCAAUUAAUUAAAACUCCGCUAUGAGCUGUUUUUUUAUUCGUCUUGACUGGAUUUGCUCUGUUGGAGUUCCAUGAAAUUUAUUCAAUUUCAUUUAACUUCGAGUUAAUUACAUGUGCAUGCAUCGCAAUGUUUUCAAACAUAAAGCCUGAACAAUUAUCUUGCUAGUUUUAAUUAUCAUACAUUCUUUAAAGUCAGACUGAGAAAAAAAUUGAUGCAAGGGGAGUGUGAAACAAGCUGGGGUAAUUAAUUUUUCAACAUAUUUGAAGACUUUCUUAGCUGUAAUUGAGAAGGUCACCAGACCUUCUCGAUCUUGAUUUCCAAGUGUCCGCAAUUCUGCACAGCUACAUGCUCAUGACGCUUAUCGUUCUCAGAUAAAGAAAACAGUGGCAAAAAAUAGUAGAUUGCUGGUUGGAUUAUAUCAAGGUUGUGGGGAAAUCUUUCCACUUCGUCUUGUUGUCCACAAUCCAAUUUCUGGGCUUUAACGCAGCCAAGUCCCUGAUCUCAGAAGACUUACAGGGAAACCCCAGAUGGCAGUGUGACCCAUUCAACAACGCAAUGUCGUGGGAAUCAUAAUGCAGCUAUCCCAAACAGAAAAAAAAAAUUCAUACGAAGAAUAGUUUCAUAACUGUUAUUUUUGGAACGUAUUUCACACACUGAUUUGCCCGCUGGUUUAUUUAUUUAUUUAUUAUUAUUAUUAUUAUUGUUAUUAUUAUUAUUAUUAUUAUUAUUAUUAUUAUUAUUAAUUUACAGAAAGUUUGAAACCUUACUUCACACAUAAACCCAAGAAUAUAACAGCCAAGUUACAUUCUUCAACAACAGUUAUAAAAUGCUCUGCAACAGGCAUACCAAUGCCUUCUGUGAAGUGGGUGAGAUACACUACCAGUGGUGAGACUGUGAUUAGAACUGGAGGCAGAUUUGUUGUGGGUUCUGUCUUUAGAAAUCUCUAUAUCUUCCACCUACAAUGGUCAGAUGCAGGGCAAUAUGGCUGUGUGGCCCAGAAUAAACAUGGAAGAGCUGAAGCCAAUUUUUACAUUACUGUGCAAACAGGUAUGCAAACUCUUAAGAUUAACAUCAUGACAACAUUGAGUUUGGGCAAAUGGUCAAAAAAUAUUUGUUAAAAUUCAAUUUCCCACCUCCCUCCCACAUUUAAAACUAAAAAUGUUUCAUGGGACAACUGCUUUUUUUUUUCUUUCAUUUUCCUGAAAUUUGAUUGAUCACUUUAAGCAAGCCUUGAAAUCUGAUUGCUUGUUUUGCUUUGAUGUUGCUUUUUCAUUUAUAGUAAAAACAUUUUUGGGCUUGUGAAUAAAUCACUGUGCUGAGAGCCAAUCAGAUUUCAAAAGUCAUCAGUGAUAUCCAAGUUGAUGUUUUGAGAGCAAAGUUUGACUAACCAAUUUUUCCAUCUCUCAUCUAGAAAGUGCACCUAGUUGGAAAAUCAAGCCACGCAAUGUGACAUUGUAUGAAGAUCAAGAAUACACCUUGCCAUGUGAUGCUAUUGCAUUUCCUGAGCCAGCGCACUCUUGGUCACACAAUGGACAUCUUGUAGUUUCCUUUAAUCCUGUAGUUGUAGGAAACAAUUUAGUUUUUUCCUCUGCAAAGGCUUCCCACUCUGGAUGGUACACCUGUACAGCAUCUAAUUAUCAUGGAUCUAUUUCUUCUUCAGUCUAUGUUGAAGUGGUCUCAGGUAUGUAAUUUUAUUAAAAACAUUGGAGGUACUUCUGGAAAAACCUUGGAGUGCCAUUAAUUAAAGAUUGCAGAAGAUGUCAGUACAAAUUCCUAAGUUAGAAAGGUUAUCAAUGCAACCUUGUGGGUUGUUAUGUACAAUGUACAUGUAGGUCUCAAAUGUGACAUUCAGCCUUGUUCUUGAAACCAUUUUGAAUGGAAAUUGAAUUCAGAUGAUCAGUUUAAUGGUUAUUGACCUUACCACCUUGAAAGGAACCCCAGACCUUAGAUUUAACUCUUAAGUCCCUAACAUCAGUAUGCAUAUUCUCCAUACUGUUCUCAAAACAUUUCCUAAGGCACAGACAAGGAGAAUUUGUGUAACAAUCAAGGGAUUUUUUAGUUGAUAAUCAUUUACUUAUUCUCAUAACUUUAACCUUUUACACCCUAAUAUCAGUAUGUAUAUUCUCCACACUGUUCAUCAUACAUUUCCUAACGUGCUGACAAGGAGAAUUUGUUUCACAGUCAAAAGCUUCUUUAGUUGAUGAUCAUUUCCUUUAUUCUUGUGGCCUUCAUGAGUGAUUCUCAAAACAUUUCCUAAGGCACAGACAAGGAGAAUUUGUGUAACAAUCAAGGGAUUUUUUAGUUGAUAAUCAUUUACUUAUUCUCAUAACUUUAACCUUUUACACCCUAAUAUCAGUAUGUAUAUUCUCCACACUGUUCAUCAUACAUUUCCUAACGUGCUGACAAGGAGAAUUUGUUUCACAGUCAAAAGCUUCUUUAGUUGAUGAUCAUUUCCUUUAUUCUUGUGGCCUUCAUGAGUGAUUCAGGAGAGAUAUUGUAAGGAGAAAUUAGAUGUUAGUCACUCUUAGGGGUGGAAGGGUUCAUCCUUAAAUUCUCAGAAGAGAUUGACAUGUAAUCUCUCUCUGUAAUAUCCAUAUAUUGUCCAGUAAUGAGGUAAUGAGGCUACUCAAACUUAUCAGGUAGAAAUCGUUAUCUUGAUUGAACACCAAAUUCUCAUAACCAAUUUACAAGGAAAUGUGUAACAGUAAGAGGGGAGAAUGAACAAUCAGUCCUGGGGAGUUAAAAGGUUGAUGUGUGAUUUGUAGGUAAUAAUGUAAGGAGAAAUUACGACAGAGGCUAGCCAGCCUAAAGGGGUCGGAGAAUUAAUAUUCUCCUCCCUCAUUGACUUAUAUAUUAACCCUUUAACUCCCAGAAGUGAUUAACAUGUAACUUCUCCCUAUAAUAUCCAGACAUUAUUGAGCAAACAGGUAAUGAGAAUACUCAAACUUAUCUGGUAGAAGUUGUUGUCUUGAUCUAUCACCAAAUUCUUCUAACUAAUUUACAAGGGAAUGAGUUGAAGCUAGAAGGGAGAAUUAACAAUCAGAUCUUUACAUUUUUGUCUUUAAGAUCCCUCAGUUGUUAUGCAACCCCAGGAUGUCCCAACUGUCAUUGGAGGGAGUGUGGCAUUAUCCUGUGGUGUUGUUGGCAGUGCCACAUCAUUUGCGGUUAAGUGGACUCACAAUGGCAGUGAUUUAAGGGAGGACAAUUCAUUCUCCUUAACAAACACAACUUGGCGCAAUGUAAAGAUAUUUGAGUUGAAAAUUGAUGGAAUAAGACGUCGUCAUACUGGGAAAUAUUGUUGCAUAGUGACUAAUGCCAAAGGAAGUGUAACAAGCAGGAAAUCUAGAGUUUAUUUUUCUAGUGAGUGACUUGAUUAUUCAAGUUAUUUUAAUGUACCUGUAGGAGAUACCCCUGUGCAAGAUAUUUUUGGAAUGCAAACAGCACACAAAAGGCAAAUUUCACUGAUUUUGGUGUUCCCUGAUUUCAACCAAUCAUUUGGAAAGCUAAUAGUGAGGUAUUUGAAACAAUAUGCACUUUGUGACACUUAAAUUACAAAGGAAAAGAAGUCUCAACUUUGUGGCUAAAUUUGAUAUUUUCAAAAUUAAUUGAAGAUACAGUAAGGAAAACUCAUCUCUGUACCAUCAAGGUUUUCACUCAGACAGCAAAACAUGUUGGUGGUACUUAAAUUUUUAUGCUUGUAUCUAAAGUUUUUUUUUUUUUUUUAAUAAUAAUAUGAAUGAAAACUACUUUUCAUUGUCAGAAGUUUCCCACACCUUUUCCUUGUAAAGUAAAAUACAAUUUGCACAAUCAUUCACAUUGCUUCAAGCACCAUUGAGGUAAAAAGUCCCCAGCAUACAUAAUUGUCAGAUUAAAGUGGAGUUAUGACUGAGGUGUUUUUUUUUUUGCAUACUUUCAAUUGAUGGCAUCUGUGUUUAAUAAAAUAAUGACUGCUGUUAAAUUUCCUUUAUGGUUACAGCCUGGGUUCUUCAAACAUAAAUUUUCCCUAGUGAUUAAUAAAGACUACCCUUCCUGUGCAGAUUGUACCAUGAUAAUUUGUAGAGGUAACAUUUUUUUUUUUUCUCCAAAGGUUCUGUUAUUCCUUAUAAAGUUGAAGUACCAAGACCAGCAGUAGUUGCUGCAGUUGGUUCUGAUGUUGAGUUGAAAUGUUUCUUCAGUGGAAGCCCAAUACCACAAGUAAUUUGGUACAAAGAUGGAAACAAAGUCACAGACCUAGGAUUUCAAUUUGUCCGAGGUGUAGGGUCAAGAUUUGAAGCCAUUUUAGAAUUAAGCAAUGUCACAAGUUCUGUUUCAGGUCAUUUUGUUUGUGUUGUCAGUGGUGUGGCAGGCACAGCUGAGGGCAACAUAACAUUGUUUGUUGGAGGUAUGUUUGUUUCUUAUCACAUGACAAUUAAAUAAUCAUAUCUUGUUAUAUUUCUCAGAUAGCCCAUGUGCUGUGAUUGGUCAACUUAGCAGGCCAUAUUUUAUUUUUACAUUUUGCUAAAUUCAAUAGUUUGAGUUAAUUGAAAUCAAACCUAGAGAUAUUAGUAAUAAAAUGACCUUGUUUUCUUGGUUCCCUACUACAAGUUUCAGAACUUCAUUUUUUCCGCUUGGAGUUAUGGCCUUUGUAUGUUAUACUUAGGCCAUGAAUUCAAGCAGAAAAAACUUCAGUGGUCCUUAACUUACAGUAGGGACCUCCAACAUGGUUAAUAAGACUCGGGCAUUCAUUAAAUUUUGUAUCUUUGUAUUUGAGGUGGUACAGUUUAACCUCAGCUUAGUGUUUUCUAUUGAAACAAAAGAAAAAAAUUGAAAAUAGAAAAACUUUUAUUGGAAUUAACAUGUAGAAUGAAAGAUUGGCAAUAACCAAUUGAAUUGUUUAAUUGUUAGCAGUUCGUAUUUGCCCUUUCAGGGGCCCAGGGUCUAUACAAUGUCAACUCCCCCCUAGAAGAGUUUCAAUAUUUGGAAUAUGCUUUAAAGAGGAGUGGCAUUUAUCCUUACUGCUUCACCCAACUGGAACCUUCAUAAAACUGCACUUUAUAGCAAGAUGGGUCUGCUGUCUCACAACCUGACUUUUCAAAGGAGUGCACCUGACCUAAUUUAAUUUCACUGUGAAAACAUUAAUUAAAACUUUCUCCCUCAACUAUUUUAGUGUGUCCAAUCUGUUUGACAUAGUUGACAAUCUGCGAAACACAGAAGAUUUACUAUCUAAAAGCAUAAUUCCAUUAUUUGAAUGAUUUUCUGUAGAUGGAAGAGUGCCUGAGGUCAAAUCAUUGCUUCUGUAUAGAGACAUCAGGAAGGGUUCCAACAUAACACUACAGUUCUUUGUAAUGAGUGAAACUGAGCCAGAUGUCACAUGGUAUAAAGAUGGCAAACAGCUCAAAGAUCCUGGAACCAUUAAGCUACAUGCUAAUGGCACAUACAAAGCUGAAUUUCUUAUAACUUUGGUGCAGUACAGUCAAAAUGGGGUUUACGCCUUAAUGGCUCAAAAUCAGUUUGGAACCGGUUCAGCAAAUAUAACUUUGGCUGUCAAAGGUAGCUCUAUAAAUUUUUACUACUGGUAAAGAUGAAUGACAUGCUCUCAAAGUCUUCACUUUUCUGUAGUACUUGUUGUUGGAGCACUUUAUUAACUCAUCAGUAGAUUUUCUAUGUUCAUAACUUCCCUCUGAGGUCAACAUCCCCUGUCUUGGAUAGCUAGCAAUAUUUUUGGAAAUCAAAUCAAAUUAAUUGAAUGUUUAUGUGGGUGAUGUAUUGAUUAAGAUAAAGAUAGUGACUUGGCCCAGCAAGGCUUUAAAAAGAGAGCAAAGAUCUGACCUGUUUACAAGAAUUUUUAGCCAGAAGUUAUAAGUAAUUGAUAUAAGUUUUCAAACCCAACAGUAAUGUGUGCUCUGUUUGCAUUUUUAUGAAUGAGUAGUUGCACUUGGAAAGGUUUGAGAUAGAAAAAUUUCAGUAACCCCUUGCUGGAAUUGGAGGGUUUUUUAGUUUUGUCCCCACUCCAGCAAACAAAGAAAUUAACCCUUAUAUUUCAGCUGCACUAUAUAAAAUCUUUGGUGUUGACUUUUUAACCCCUAAGAACUGAUUGUUAAUUCUCCCCUCUAACUGCUUCACAUUUCCUUAUAAAUUAGUGGAAAUAAUUUUUUACCUGACAAGAUUGACUAUUCUCAUCACCUGCUUGCUGGAUAUUGUAAGGAUAUUUUAGGGAGAAAUUACGUCUUUAUCACUUGGAAAUUAAAAGGUUAUGGGAAAUUUCCUGAAAAUGGUAACUUGAAUUCCCUGGAUGCAUGAGCUCAGUUGAGUAUAUCAGUAUAUCAAACAAUGUUUCUUGUUCCUGAAGGUUCAGAUUCAAAUGUAUAAAUGUAACCACAGUGUCAUUAAAAUUUUUUUUCUUCUGCUACUUCCUCACAGGAGCCCCUGAGGCACCCUCUAAUGUCACAGUCAAACAAACAUCUUUCCAAACUAUACUGGUAUCAUGGCUCCCUGGAUAUGAUGGAGGAGCCGACAGCACCUUUAUUGUAAGAUACAAGAUCAGCGGCUCAGAUGUGUGGACAAGUUCUGAUAAAAUAUCAGGAAAUUUGACAAGUGCCAUGUUGAAUAAGGAAGAGGGAUGGAAUGGUGUAUUUGUUUUCAGUGUGCUAGCUGUCAAUCAGUUUGGAUCUGGUGAAUCCAGUGAAGUUUCAGUGAACUUAAAAGGUACAUUGUUGUUCAAUGUGUGUAGGUAACAACAUGAUUUCAAGUGCAAUUUGUUGUUAACACUUUAACUCCCAAGAUCUCACUAGUAAUUCUCCUUACUGUCUGCCACACAGUUCUUAUGAUGUUAGUAUGAAGAAUUUGUAUUGGAUCAACUCAUAAUACCCUCAUUGAUAUUUUUCUUUAUUCUCAUCACUUGUCUGCUUGAUAUUGUAAGGAGAAAAUCUGUCUUGGUCACUCAUGGGAGUAAAAAGGGUUAAUGAGCUGUUGUCUUUGAAAAAUUUACAAAUGCCUAUUCACACUAAAUUGCACAAGAAAUCAUGUUAAGUCCAGAUAGAUGAAAUUUUGAAAGUGUGCAGGUGUCAUUUAUAAUAUGCACUCUUGUUACAACUUUGCAUUUGUGUUACAUGAGAAUGCAGUCAUUUUCAGCCAAUAAGAAGCACAUAACUUUUUCAUGUGCAUUAUUAAAUAAAUUAUUUUAACCCUUGAAAACCCAGGAGUGUUUUAACAUGUUACUUCUCCAAGUGAUGUACAUACAUUAUCCCACAAACAGGUGAUGAGAACCCUUAAAACUAUCAGGUAGAAGAAGUUAUUGUGGUCUAAAACAAAAUUCCAGUAACUAAUUUACCAGGAAGUCUGUAACAGCUAGAGUAGAGAAUUAAUAAGCAGGUCUUGGGAGUGAAUGGGUGAACACCAAAAAGAUCUUUAUGCCAAUUCUCCUUAUUGUCCUCCUUACACUUGUUUUAAUUUAGUUGUGAGAAUUUAUUGUUAAAUCAAGUAAUACCCCAUAGGUGAUUAUCUUUGCUAUCAGUCACUUUCCAGAUUGACAUUACACUGACAUUGUUAGUAGGAGUUACUUGGUAUAGCUAACUAGCGAGCCUCCAUAUUUAGAUUCGCUCUGAAGGAAGGGUUAACACUUGAAAUGUCAAUUUAAGAAUCUCUUUAUGGUGGCCAACUCACAUCAUUAACUCAGUCGAUAAAGCUAAAUUAUCUUGUAAUACACCCCAGCAGACACAGCUUCACAGUUUCUGUAGAAACGUACCCCCUUUAUUCGAUAUGACAUAUUUCUUAACGUAUUUUUUUCAGGGGAAGACAGCGGUCCGCAAGCCCGUAAAGACGAAGGUUCAUCAACAGGCGCCAUAUUGGGUGGAGUCAUAGGAGGGGUGUGUGCUGUACUUUUGGUUAUUGUGGUGGUGCUGAUCAUACGUCGUAAAAACAAGAAGAAAAAAGAUCCUUCUCAGCCUCUCCCAGCUGUACAUUACUCUGUGGUGGUAUGUAGUUACACUUAGAAAAUAUUUACAUCUUUUAACCCUUUAACUCCUACGAUCUCAUUAGCAAUUCUCCUUACUGUCGGCCAAAUAGUUCUUGUGAUGUUAGUUUGGAGAAUUUGGUAUGAGAUCAACUAAUAAUCCUCUCAUUGAUAUUUUUCUUUAUUCUCAUCACUUGUCUACUUGAUAUUGUAUUGAUAUUGUAAGGAGAAAUUCUUUCUUGGUCUUUCAUAGAAGUUAAAGGGUUAAAGAAGAGGCAUUGGCCUAACGUAAGCCUGCAGAGUAGGCGUCUUGUUAGGGCGAGUUAACCCUUUACACUCUAACGUCAACAUCCAUUUUCUCCAUACUCUUCUCUAUACAUUCCUUUUGGUAUUGACAAGGAGAAAUCAUUUGGUAAUCAAAGCUUCUUAGGUUGGCGAUCAUUCUCUGUAUUCUCAUAAUGAUGAUAGAUGAUUUAGCGAUACUGUUGUAAGGAGAACUUGGGUGCCAGUCACUCUUAGGGUUUAAAUAGUUAAGGUUAGGAAGCGCGCAAAAACCGCAAACGUUUUCCUCGCAAAAUUUCUGGAAACUCUAUCCUCGAACCAACAUCGUUAGACAAAUGCUUUCAUUUGAGGCGAUAGAUCUUUGGCAAGACAUUCCUUAUUAUUUUAAAGACCUGAAUACAUUGUCUUUGGACAAAUAAGUGAAAUGUUGAAAAUAUGUUCUUUUUCGUCUUGUCACGAGCGUGGGACAAAGAAAAAAAAAAUUCUGAGUCCCCAUGAGGAAUCGAACCUCAGACCUUCGGACUCCGCGCUUCUAUGCUCCGAUGAAUCCGAUUCUCAGGGUUCGAUUCCUCGUGGGGACUCAGAAUUUUUUUCUUUGUCCCACGCUCGUGACAAGACGAAAAAAAAACAUCUUUUCUAUGUCUUUACCGAGCUAAAAAACUUACCAUUUCUCUUAUUUCUAUCUACAAGUGAAAUAUUAUUUGCUGUCGGAACAACACCAUAAGUAACUUAAAUAAAAAUUCAAGUAUCUGUCUUUGUUGUAGUACUACACGAUCUUUUAAGUGUGGGUUUUUUUUCUCUCGUUUCUCUUUUUGUUAAAAACCUGACUUCAAAUGGGAAGAGUUAAGCUAAAAAACCUCGUGGUUCCUCUAGCCUCUAGGCUCCAGUUAUGAUUAAACUAUGCUUUUGAAAAUAGCUUGUUAACUAUAAGUAGUUUUCUUAUUAUUCAGUUGUGUUACUUCUUUUUGCGACCAACAAAAAGAUUUGUUGUUUUUGUAGCUUGAGUAUGGCGCUUGAGUUUGGUUAUAUGAUUUAUAUUAAGUUCUCAGUUACUAUUUGUGAUGUCUACCUUAUUCUGAUUGUCUGUUGUAGUUACGUAAGUUUUGGUCUUAAAAAAAACAAUCAAAAAGCGCUCUAAACCAUUCACUUCAUUCCUGACACAGGGAGAAGACCCGUACACUUAUGCGGAUCCCAAUGUCGGCCAAUCCCCUCCAACCCAGAGGUGUGACACGUAUUCUUAUGUCACCAUCAAACCCGAUGCGGCAGCCGCUAUGGCAGCUGGCAGUGAGUAUGCAUCCAUCUCUCGACCAAAACAGUGGGAAGUACCUAAGAGGAAUGUGCGCAUUGAUAGGAAAUUGGGCUCAGGCCACUUUGGACAAGUCAUGAAGGGUUAUUUGAAGACGAAACGAGGCAUACAGGUUGUAGCCGUAAAGAUGCUAAAAGGUUUGUAUGCUUACUUACGGUUGGACUGAUUUUCUCUGGCUUAACUGGCGCAAGCUCUGGCGUGGUAGGGACUAAGAUCUCAUCGUGUUUGUCCUGAAACGUUUCUCUUCGUUGCAACGCUUAAGAUAGCGGUGACGAACAUUAUUUAAGAAUAACUCGAGAAAUGCUCAUAUACUAAAGGAUUCCAUGCGUCAAGGGCUUUAGGUUGCUUGAACGCUCUCAAAAUUCAAGUCGGUUGUCUUCAAUUGUAAACUGAGAAAAGUAAUUUUAAGAUUUUGGCGAGCGAUCGCCUAUGAAAAAACUCGGCCGCCAUCUUGAAUCUAGAACUCUUCCCUUCCCUCUUCCGUCUAACUCUAAGAUAAACAUGGUGACUCGACAAACGGUCACCUGCCUUAACGUAAACAUGCCCUCCAUGGUAUGAGACUUCCGAAGCAGAGUGGCUCAUUCGCGAUAUUGUUAUCUCUGACAGAAAAUUGA
Pocillopora meandrina is the source of this 10254-nucleotide messenger RNA. The record is from the annotation of a GenBank genome assembly. Lineage: Eukaryota; Metazoa; Cnidaria; Anthozoa; Scleractinia; Pocilloporidae.